Zerene cesonia (dogface butterfly) is the source of this 8659-nucleotide messenger RNA. RefSeq names its product protein mini spindles (gene msps). Gene Ontology annotation, molecular function: microtubule plus end polymerase activity; microtubule plus-end binding. The record is from RefSeq and is a predicted model, not a curated record. NCBI's taxonomy places the organism in Eukaryota, Metazoa, Arthropoda, Insecta, Lepidoptera, Pieridae. Gene Ontology annotation, biological process: microtubule polymerization; establishment or maintenance of microtubule cytoskeleton polarity; centrosome duplication. Gene Ontology annotation, cellular component: centrosome; kinetochore; microtubule plus-end. The coding region runs from base 198 to 6281 and encodes 2027 amino acids. The transcript has 37 exons.
UAUCAAUUUGCAAACUUAAAAAAACGACGUCGAAAAGAAUUUCUUUUGUCGGUUGACUUAUUAAAUUUUCCCAUUUUAAACGAUGUGAAAUAUUGCAUCUAUUAGCGUCACACUUAAAUUUUUUCUUAGUUUUAAAACAUAACCGGAUAAGUCACAGGAUAACGUUAUAAGUUAAGUUGAAGACACAAGACAUCAGAAUGGAAGAUGAAAAUGAAUUUAAAAAGUUACCAACAGAAGAAAAAUGUGUGCAUAAGCUAUGGAAAGCUCGUGUGGCUGGUUACGAAGAAGCCAUCAAGUUAUUUAAUCAAAUUGACGAUGAGAAGUCACCGGAAUGGAAUAAAUACCUGGGGCUUGUCAAAAAGUUUGUAAUUGACAGUAAUGCUGUAGCGCAAGAGAAGGGUCUUGAAGCAGCGUUGGUAUUUGUGGAAAAUUGUGGACAUGCAGGAAAGACAACAGGGGAAGUUAUGUCAGGCAUUGUGGCCAAGUGCAUUGCAGCUCCUAAAACAAAGACUAAAGAUCUUGCCCUACAGAUCACAUUAAUGUACAUAGAAAUAGAGAAACAUGAGAUUGUUGAGGAAGAAUUAUUAAAAGGCAUGGAACAGAAGAAUCCUAAAGUUGUGGCAGCAUGCAUAGCAGCUCUGAACACAGCAUUGAAACAGUUUGGAAACAAAGUAAUUGCCAUCAAGCCUAUGGUUAAAAAAAUACCGAUAUUGCUAGCUGACAGAGACAAAACUGUGCGUGAUGAAAUGAAAGCGCUGGUGAUUGAAAUGCACAGAUGGAUUGGUGGAGCAAUAGAGCCGCACAUAGCAUCAUUGCAAGCAGUAGUACAACAGGAAUUGCGAGAGUCAUUCGCAGGAACUGGUGGUGGAGCCCAGCCUACUCGAUAUUUGAGAUCUCAGCAGAACAGGGUCCGAGAUACUCCAACUGCGGACACAACAGAUGGUGCCGCGGAAGAUGAUGACGCUGAAAUAGGUAACGGUGAUUCUGGCGAAAUGGACCCUUACGAUCUAUUAGAUCCUGUGGAAAUACUAUCAAAAUUACCAAAAGACUUUUACGACAAACUCGAAAACAAGAAAUGGCAGGAAAGAAAAGAAGCCCUUGAUGUUCUGGAAAAUCUUUUAAAGAAUGCCCCCAAGUUGGAACCGGGUGAUUAUGCCGAUCUAGUCAGAGCUUUAAAAAAGGUGAUAUCAAAAGACACGAACGUAAUGCUAGUAGCGCUAGGCACUCGACUAAUGGGUAUGGUAGCCACUGGUCUCCGCUCCAAGUUCCAGCCGUACGCCGUGUCCUGCAUACAGGCGUGCUUGGAGAAGUUUAAAGAGAAGAAACCGAAUGUUGUCACUGCUUUGAGGGAGUGCAUCGACGCUAUAUAUCCGUCGACGAACUUAGAAGCGAUAAUGGAAGAUAUGUUAGCAGCGUUCGACAAUAAAAACCCGUCUAUAAAGGCAGAGAGCGCUACGUUCCUAGCUCGCUCGCUUUGCGUCACACAGCCCGCGGCGUUCAACAAGAAACUCAUCAAGGCAUACGUGGCGAGCUUGCUCAAGCUGCUUGAGAGUGCGGAUCCAAUAGUCCGAGAUGCAGCAUCGGAGGCGUUGGGCACGGCAACCAAACUGGUCGGUGAGAAGAACAUAGCGCCGCAUAUUGGUAAAUUGGAUAACCUGAAGGAGCAGAAGAUUAAGGAGUUCGCUGAUAAGGCUGAAAUCAAAGUUAAAAUAUCAGCUCCAAAGAAGGACGUGAAACCAAAAGCGGCGCCAACUGGUAAAGGAGAUGCAAAGCCCAGUGCUGGUUCUGCACAACCUAAACCAGUGAAGAGACCACCGUCUGCCAAGAAACCAGCGGCAACAAAGAAAGCAGUGAGCAAAGUGCAACAAAGCCCACCGAGGGAGCAAGAGCUUUCGCCGGAGGAGGUGGACGCUAGAGCUGAGGUUUUAUUCCCGCCUGAUGUAAUAAGCGGUCUAGUCGAUGGCAAUUGGAAAAAUCGCCUAGCAGCCGUUCAAUCUUUCCACUCCACUAUCCAAGGUUUAACAACGGAAGAUACAAGUGCCCAGGUGUUGUACCGAGUGCUGAAUAAGAAGCCAGGGCUGAAGGACACUAAUGUGCAGGUCUUGAAGGCUAGACUAGAAGCCUGCAAAUACAUUACGGAGAAUUUCCCUGUGUCCACGAUAGCAGCCGACUUUGUGCUCCAUGAUGUUGUGAACAAGCUCGGUGAAGCAUCAUGCUCUUCAAUAUCAUCAGACUGCUUAACCUCAUUAGCCGAGGGUUGUGGGCUCGAACACGUGAUCAACGAGGGUCUGGGCUUCGCCAUGGACUCGCAGAAGAACCCUAAAGUGCAGUCGGAAAUGUUUAACUGGAUGACCAACUCAAUUAAGGAGUUUGGUUUUUCAAUGAACGUCAAAUCAAUAAUAGCGCACAGCAAGAAAGCUUUAUCCGCCACGAAUCCAAAUGUACGAACGUCCACUGUGAACUUCCUCGGUGUGCUGUCUCUAUAUGUGGGCCCAUCACUACUCAACCACUUUGACAGCGAGAAACCGGCCACCAAGCAGCUGAUCAGCUUGGAAAUGGACAAAUACGCUAAUAGUACACCGCCCACACCCACACGACAAUUGGGACGUGUUAGUAAGUCCGCGAGCAAAGGCUCGGUGGGUGACGAGCUCGAGGAUGUGUACGAGGACGCGGCUGAUGAUGAGCCUGCGGUGGCGGAGGACACGCGCCCGCGCACUGACAUCGCGCCGCUCAUCACCGACACGCUGGUCGGCGAGAUGAACGAUAAGAACUGGAAGGUUCGAAACGAAGCACUAGACAAAUUGAAAGCUAUAAUCGUCAACUCCGCGCCCAUCAAACCGACACUCGGUGAACUGCCAGCUGCGCUUGCGGCUAGACUUCUAGACUCCAACUCAAAGUUAGCGCAAAGUGCCCUCCAGAUUUGCGAAGUGAUCGCAACAUCUAUGGGACCUAAGUGCAAACAGCAUGUACGGACUUUCUUCCCGGGAUUCUUUCAAGCGUUCGGCGACAGCAAGCAGUGGAUCCGCGCGGCGGCGGUGGCGUGCGUGGAGGCGUGGUGCCGCGAGGCGGGCGCGGCGGCGGCGCUCGACGGCGAGAUGGUGCACGACGCGCUGCGCAGCGGCUCGCCCGUGCUGCGCGCCGCGCUCUUCGCCUGGCUCGCGGAGAAACUGCCAAAUAUACCACCGCGUUCGUUCCCGCGCGAAGAGCUCACGGUGUGCGUGGCGCUGCUGUACGCGGGUGUGGAGGACCGGUCGGCCGACGUGAGGAAGGCGGCCGCUGACUGCGUGCUGCCGUUCAUGCUACACCUCGGGUACGAGCCUAUGCACAAACAGCUGGAUAAACUUAAGCCAGGAUCUAAAUCUGUAGUACUAGCAGUGUUAGACAAAGCUCGUCCCAAUCUACCGGUGCAGCCGUUACCCGCCAAGAGUAAAGGAAAGGAAGAACCGAGGGGAGUUAAAUCUGCGGGAGCUAUGAAAAAGGAAGCUGAGAAGAAGGGAGUGGCUGUUAAAGCAAAAGGCCCAGCUAAACCAGCAUCAGCAAGUAGUCGCGGUAAAAAAGAAGAUGAAGAUUGCACGCCACUUCUGCCCAAUAACAAUGCCAAGAACCAACGAAUUGUUGAUGAUCAAAAGCUAAAAGUUUUAAAAUGGAAUUUCACCACACCACGAGAGGAGUUCUUUGACCUGCUGAAAGAUCAGAUGAAUAGCGCUGGAAUGAAUAAACAACUGAUCGCUAAUAUGUUCCACACUGAUUUUAGGUAUCACUUGAAAGCCAUAGAAGCGCUAUCUGAAGAUUUACACGAAAAUGGUCCAGCACUAAUAGCUAACCUGGAUCUAGUGCUCAAAUGGCUCACAUUACGGUUUUUCGACACGAAUCCAUCGGUCAUACUAAAGGGCUUGGAGUAUUUGAGCCAAGUGUUCCAGUAUUUGAUAGAUAGCGAUUACACAAUGGCCGAGUAUGAGGCUAAUUGCUUCAUACCUUAUCUUGUGUUGAAGGUGGGUGAUCCUAAAGACACAGUGAGAAAUGGCGUAAAGGCUCUGUUUAGACAGAUCUGCGUGGUCUACUCUGUCACAAAACUAUUUGGUUAUUUGAUGGAGGGAUUGAAGUCAAAGAACGCUAGGCAAAGAGCUGAGUGUCUCGAAUGCAUCAACCACCUGCUGGAGACGUACGGCUCGACGGUGAUGUCGGGCGGCGGCGGGGGCGGCGGGGGCGGGGGCGGCGCGGCGCUGCGCGACGUGGCGCGGCUCAUCGGCGACCGGGACAACGCGGUGCGCUCCGCCGCGCUCAACUGCGUCGCCAGCGCCUACUUCCUCGACGGCGAGAAGGUCUACAAGAGCAUCGGCCAGAUAUCAGACAAAGAUCUAUCCCUACUAGAAGAGCGUAUAAAGCGCGCGGGCAAAACGCGCAGCGCGGAAGCGAGACGCUCUAUGGUCGUCCCACUCUCGGCGUCCGGAAGGCCGAUUUUACAACAACAACACCAACAGUUACCUGAGGAGCACGAGCGCGUGAUCACGGUGGAGACGACGCCGGGCGCGGAGUAUGAGGAGGAGGAGCCGGAUGAACCGCCGCCGCCGCCGGUGCAGCACACGCAUGUAUCGGCGCGCAGGGUGGAGGAGGUGCGCGCGGUGUCGGGCCCGUUCGGGCUGGACUCCGAGCUGAUCGCGCGGCUGGACGCGGCCGUGCCGGUGGUGCGCCGCCCCGAGCUGCCCGACCUCGACCUCAAGUUCCUCGACGAGCCCGUGCGCGCGCUCUCCGCGCCGCACCGCCCCAGUUCUAUAGUGGCCCUGUCCCCGCCCCGCGCGGCGGCGCCGCACCCGCUGGUGUCGGCGCAACCGCUGCCCGCCGCCGUGGACGACUCGCAGCUGGCCGAUACCAUACACUCUAUAGCCAGUCCGGAUUUGAAUGCGGCGAUCCGCGCGCUGUCUCUAAUAUCGGGCGCGCUGGUGUCGGGGCGCGGCGCGGCGCUGGCGGCGCACGAGGCGCGCCUGGUGGCGGCCGUGGCGGCGCAGCUGCGGCGCCUGCGCACCGCGCCGCCCGACGCCAGCGCGCUGCCCGCCUACAAGUACCUCGCCGGCGCGCUCACCACGUUCUACGAGACGGCGGGGUGCGGCGGGGCGGUGGGCGAGGCGGCGCUGCGCGCGCUGGUGGGCGAGCUGCUGCUGCUGCUGGGCGCCGCGCCCGCGCGCCCCGCGCCGCCCGACGCCGAGCGGCUCGUGCGCAUACUGAACAACGUGUGCGUGCGCGUGCUCGAGCACUCGCCCCGCACGCCGUUGCUAUGCGCAAUUGUUUCCCUACUACACGACUCUAUAGUUGAAUCCGAUCCAGCGUACCCCAGAUAUCAAGAUUUACUGCUCAAAUGUUUCUGGAAGACUCUGAAAAUGAUAUCCUCGUGGGAGGUCAAUUCUAUAGACUACGACGCAGUAUUGUAUAAGAUUCAUUUGUUCUAUAAGGCGUACCCGAAUAGCUAUUGGAAAAAGAACCCGGAGAUUAGUGAUACUCCAUACAGGACAGUGAAGACUUUAGUGCAUACACUGGUGAAGAUGAAGGGAGCGUCGAUCACCAACCAUCUUACACAAAUACCAGAUGUCAAUGAGUCGGACCUGUAUCCGUAUUUGCACAAAGUGUUAAAGCAACUGAAACUAGACGAGAAGAAAGAAGCGCCACCGGACAACAUGAACGGCAGUCUGCAGAGCUUGGGCAUGGGGGUCACGAACACCGCGCUGACUUCGGGUCGCUUGCCGCGGGCGUUGCAUGAGGAGCUAGCGCUGAUACUCAAGAGGAUUGGUUCUAAGGAGCACAACAGGGAGGCGCUUGCGCAGUUGUACGAUUUGAGGGAGCGUCACCCGGAAGUGGACAUCUGGACGUUUAUGGCUGGCUCGUCGUUCUACUUCCGCAACUACGUGGAGUGCGGCCUGCGCGAGGUCGCCGAGCAGCGCAAGAUGCGGGCGCACCCUGUAUACAAGCCGGAGAUCAAGGCGGAACAAAUUGACGUUAGUAACGAAAACGAUGAGAAAUCACACGUCGACUUUUUAGAGAGAUUGCGAGCUUUGCAGAUUAAAGCUGGUCUCAAGAUGGAUUCAAAUCCAUCAUCACAACCCAGAACACCCGUAAACGACAAUCGAGCGCUUACAGAUUCCAUCAAUGAUAACACCUUGCCAAGGACUCAUAGUAUCGAUCCACAGCUAGAGCUACACUCAACCCAGUCGGUGUCACAAAAGAACGAAGCGGCGGUGGACGCGCUCCGACUCAAACUGCAACAAAUCAAGAGCUCCUCCAAGAGAUAGGCUCUCAUCCUUAUCACAUGGCAUUAUUCGUAUACUUGUACGUGCGGACUAUGUUUAUUUAAUAUUCUCAAAUAGACUGCGAUAUAGCAAGUGGUUGCGUCGAUUCUUCACAUUUUGUUUCGUCCAAACAAUUAUUUUAGUCAACUCAACUUUUAUGGAAUUAUUACCCAUCCGUAAAGUAAAGGUUAUCACAAAUCAUUGGACAAGUUUUGUGGCUAUAAUAGGUCAAUAAUUAGAACGGAGUCGACGCUACGUGUAGACUCAGUAUUACUGUCAAAGUCUAUUUGUCUAUUAACGUACGCACGAUUCUAUUGAGCUAUCUUUGCACGAAUUUUAUCAUUCCCGUCAUAACAUUGUAUAACACACAAUUAAUUAUUAAUUUGCGUAAUUAAAACUUUGUUUAUAACAAUAUAAAAUUUAUAAUUUUUCGAAAAUGUAUUAAAGAAGCGUGUUAUUCGUUUUUUUUAACUAAGGUUUUCAUAACGCAAAAGGGGACUGCUAAGGUUGCUUCUAUUACAGUAAGGUUUGGAACCAUUACUCUUGCAUUAUUCCAAGCUUUUUAGUUCCUAAUGCUAUAAUAUGGCGUCCAUUAACCCCUUAGUAUAACAUGACAAUAUAAAAUGUCCUUGCAGGGUAAGUGGGGUUGCGAAUUCGAUAUAAUUGGCACAUUUCUUGCCUUCUACUGUGGCAAUCGUGUUAGUUUGAGGAAUUUCCGCAAUGUGUUGUUUUUUUCGUGACUCCAUCAUUUUUGAAUAUGUUUUUGAAUACAAUAUCGUUACGUAUAGUUUUCUAUAAAGCUCUCGCAUAAGUUUAUAUAUUUGUUUGUCGUUAAUCUGGUUAAAAUAAAAAAUUAAAAUAACAAGGUUAUUUCGUGAAGCAUAUUUAAAAAGUGGAGCCAUUUUCACUCGGUUUUUGCACGUGUGUCUCAAUCCCGAACUUUGCCCCAUGUUUGAUAUUAUGUAUGUUUCGAUGUAGGUAAUGUGUAAUUGAAAUUAGCUGAAGUCGUAUAAACAUUGAAAUGUGAAAAAAAAAAAUCAUGUACCAUUACCAUGUAGAGAAUAAAACGUUAAUUAUAAAUGAUAAUCCAUGUAGAAAUGUAGUGUGAAUUGUCUUAUUUUUGUAUAAUGUCAAUGUAGUCUUCAAUAUAUUGAAAACUACGAUUGAUACGUUGUAUUUUAUGUUUAAUUUUAGUUAUUUUUCUCAAAAGUUACUGUCAAACUGAUUAUAGGACAAUGUAUUUGUGAUGUAGAUUUUAAGAGCGGCUGUAUGGACAAAAUUAUUGAUUAAAGCUAAUCAAGUAAUAUGAAAAAAGAAAUUUGCAAUUAAAUUUCAAGUCAUCUAUUGCAAUGUGAUGAAGGAAUAAAAAUUACAGUAUUUGAAGUGCCUAUUGUAUUUGCAUGUUACUUUCACAGAGACAAUAUGUCCAUACAAGUGUUAUCCAUGACUUCAAUCAGCUUGAUAGUAACUCACUUUGCAUCCUAUGUUUGGACUGUCGAACGAUUAUAAGACUGGCAUCGAGGCAUCAUUACGAGGAAUACUCAUAUGUUCUUGUUUUUAAGUAGCAAUCAUCCAGUAGGUUUGUUAGUAAACUUUGUAGCUGCGAUGAGGCAUUAUCCAUUUCGUUUUAACCCAUCCAUCGCUCAUUAACCAAGCAAAACAUUCCUACAUUGGCUUAAUACACACUCAAUAUGAAAGCGACAGUGCAAUUAAUUGUUUUUAGUAUUAGCAUUCACCUACCACUGUGUUUCCAUGUUUAUGUUGGCAGUUAUGACAUACAAAUAUGGUUUUUAAGAUUUUAUAUAUAUAGUAUUAAAAUAUGGAUUAUUUAAUAUUUCGAUAUGACAUGUUCUUGUUUGUCAGAAAAGUUAACGAGUGUUUGAAAUUAUUAAUCUUUGACUGAUUUUUCACUAUUUUAAUUUCGAUAAUGUUAGUGUUGUAUUUGAUUUUGAAAUAUUUUACCGUUCUUUAUGUUAACAAUUAAAAUUUUCGCAUUGUGUAUCGUUUAUAUCUCCUUAAGGCCUAAUGUUAUUAAUGAAAAAGCUUUCCAAUUUCCAUUUCAUCCAUAUAUUUUAGGCAAGUCUAAAAAAAACAAUAACAAACCGCAGUUAUAAUUGUAUUAGACAUAGCCCAGAAUAGAAAGUAAUGGUUUCAAUAGAAAAUCAACAAUUAGACAAGAGGACAAAUAAGAUGUUAAAAUAAAUUCAGAGCCUUAUAUUUGUAAAAUAUUAGCACGUGUUUAUUUUUAAUAACAUAUUUUGCAUUGCUGUUGUCGUAAGUAAGCGCUUUUUUACGAACCUACUAAAUAAUUGUGAGCAUUUAUUUAUUUUAUGUAAAUUAAUAAAUCAUGAUGUAAUAUUAAUAAAGUUCAUACAACACUU